AUGUCUGCUGAAGGAACAGAAUGGGAAAUGCUGCAGUUUGAAGAGGAAGUCCUAGUGGGGAGUCAACAGGAUGAGGUGCUACCAUCCCAAAGAGGGAGGCUACAAGAGGAUAUUCCACAGUCCCGACGGAGCAGCCAAAAGAGUGGAGCCCCAGAGCCAGAGAUGCACAGAUCCCAGCGGGGCAGCCAACAGGUGGAGGUACCACAGUCUAAGCAAGGCAGCCAAGAGGCAGAGGUGCUAGAGUCCCAAUGGGGCAGCCAACAGGCAGAGAUUCCACAGUCCAGACGGGGCAGCCAACAGGCAGAGAUUCCACAGUCCAGACGGGGCAGCCAACAGGCAGAGAUUCCACAGUCCAGACGGGGCAGCCAACAGGCAGAGAUUCCACAGUCCAGACGGGGCAGCCAACAGGCAGAGAUUCCACAGUCCAGACGGGGCAGCCAACAGGCAGAGAUUCCACAGUCCAGACGGGGCAGCCAACAGGCAGAGAUUCCACAGUCCAGACGGGGCAGCCAACAGGGAGAGGGGCACGAGUCCAGAUGGGGCAGCCAACAGGGAGAGGGGCACGAGUCCAGACGGGGCAGCCAACAGGGAGAGGGGCACGAGUCCAGACGGGGCAGCCAACAGGCAGAGGGGCACGAGUCCAGACGGGGCAGCCAACAGGCAGAGGUGCCACAGUCUAGACGGGGCAGCCAACAGGCAGAGGUGCCACAGUCUAGACGGGGUAGCCAACAGGCAGAGGGGCACGAGUCCCGACGGGGCAGCCAGCAGGCAGAGGUGCCACGGUCUAGACAAGGCAGCCAACAGACAGAGGUGCAAGAGUCCAGAGGGGGCAGCCAACAGGCAGAGAUUCUACAAUCUAGACGGGGCAGCCAACAGGCAGAGGUGCACGAGUCCCGACAGGGCAGCCAACAGGCAGAGGUGCCACAGUCUAGACGAGGCAGCCAACAGGCAGAGGUGCAAGAGUCCAGAGGGGGCAGCCAGCAGGCGGAGGUGGAUGGUUCCCAAUGGGACAGCCAGCAGGCAGAGGUGCCACAGUCUAGAAAAGGCAGCCAACAAGCAGAGGUGCCUGGGUUCCAACAGAGCCGCCAACAGCCACAGUCCCGGCAGGCUAGCCAACAGGCAGAGGUGGUAGAAUCCCAACAGGGCAGCACUCUGGAUACGGAAACGCAGGAACCAUUAGGAAACCAAAUCCAGCAGCCUGGGGAGUCUGAAAGCAAAGGUACACUGGAGAGCUUAUCAUCAUUAUAUACAGAGGGGGAAGAUGAAGCUCAACAGACAUAUAGCAUAAUUUCUCUAGAAGAUGGAAUCUGGCUGAACAGAAAAACUGGUAAAUUGCUGAGAAGUUACAGUCAGCAGACAAAUAUGAGCUCACUUUGUGCUGUUAGUGGAAGAGCCCCAGAAGACUGCAGAGAUACAGUAGGAAGCCCAAAGCCCACCCAAUCUGAUUUGGAACAACCUGAAGGAAAAUCAGGUCAAGAAUCCCGCCACAGCAGUCAGCCACCUCAAGGUUAUGAAUCAAGCAUCAGCAUUGUGCAGCCUUGGGAAGAACUGCAGGACAUUAGUGAGAAAGUGCUAAGUAACCACUUGAGCGCGACUACACUGCUGAGCGUAGAUACGUAUGUUGAUGUGGAGUACGAGUCAUUGCUGAGUUACAGUGUUGUUUCUGUGCCCGAAGGAAGUUGGGUCAAUAUGAAAACUGGCAAGCUGUUGGCAUCUCAUACUCAGCAGACAGACGAGUCUUCCAUUAAUAAGCUUGAAGAAACAGAUCAAGCAACCCAGCGGCGCUCCAGCUAUUCACCUGAGCUGAGUUGUUAUGACCUAAGUGAUAGACAUAUCAGUGAAGGUUCACAGCCCACCUACCGUAGUGACGAACCGUAUGAAGAACCUGAAGUGCCAGAUGGAUAG
Messenger RNA from Rhineura floridana, 1905 nucleotides. Its product is annotated as repetin-like. Lineage: Eukaryota; Metazoa; Chordata; Lepidosauria; Squamata; Rhineuridae. The record is from RefSeq and is a predicted model, not a curated record. The transcript has 2 exons. The coding region runs from base 1 to 1905 and encodes 634 amino acids.